Capronia epimyces CBS 606.96 is the source of this 1533-nucleotide messenger RNA. RefSeq names its product succinate-semialdehyde dehydrogenase. The transcript has 2 exons. The record is from RefSeq and is a predicted model, not a curated record. NCBI's taxonomy places the organism in Eukaryota, Fungi, Ascomycota, Eurotiomycetes, Chaetothyriales, Herpotrichiellaceae. Gene Ontology annotation, molecular function: succinate-semialdehyde dehydrogenase (NAD+) activity. Bases 1 to 1533 code for a protein of 510 amino acids.
AUGGCGCCCACUCUCCCCUUUGAACUGAAAGACCCCGACCUGCUCCACCAGGACUCGUACGUCGACGGCCAAUGGGUGGGGUCAAAGAGCGGCAAGCGGUUCGAGGUGAUCGACCCGGGCACGGACAAGGCGUGGGCGUCGUGUCCAGACAACGCAGUCGAGGACGUUGACGCGGCGAUCCAGUCGUCUCAGCGGGCGUUUAAGGAAUACAGCAUCCUGAACCCACGGAAACGGGCCCAGCUGCUGCUCAAAUGGCACGAGCUGAUCACCGAGGCCAAGGAGGACCUGGCGAAGAUCCUGACCUACGAGACGGGCAAGCCGCUGGCUGAGGCGCUCGGGGAGCUGGACUACUCUCUGGGAUUCACGUGGUGGUUCGCAGGCGAGGCUGAGCGCAUUUCCGGGUCAAUCGCGGUGCCGUCGGCGCCCAACAGGCGCACCUUUGUCAUCAAGCAGCCCAUCGGGGUCGCGGUAGCCCUGGUGCCGUGGAACUUCCCGAUUGCCAUGAUCCUGCGCAAGGCGGGCGCGGCGUUCGCAGCCGGCUGCACCAUGGUGGUCAAGCCGAGCCCGGAGACACCGCUGACAUGCUUGUCGCUGGCACAUCUGGCGACCAAGGCCGGCUUCGCGCCGGGCGUGUUCAACGUGCUGACCACGAGCCUUGCCAACACACCGUCGCUGAGCGAAGCCAUGAUCUUGCAUCCUCACGUCAAGAAGGUCACCUUUACCGGGUCGACGCGCGUGGGCAAGCUCGUGGCCGGGCUAUGCGCCCAAGGUCUGAAGAAAUGCACGCUCGAGCUGGGUGGCAACUGCCCGUUCAUUAUCUUCGACGACGCCGACCUCGACCAGGCGCUCACGCAGUUCAUGGCUCUGAAAUGGCGCCAUGCCGGCCAGGCCUGCAUCACCGCCAACCGAGUGUACGUGCAGGCCGGGGUGUACGAAAAGUUCACCCAGCUGCUGGUGGCCAAGACCAAGAGCCUCAAGGUUGGCCACGGCGCCGCCAAUGGCACCACCAUGGGUCCCGUGACCACGCCGCGUGGCCUUGCCAAAGCCGAAGAACAGGCUGCCGACGCGCUGAAGCACGGCGCCAAACUCGCCCUCGGCACGGGCAAGGCCUACAAGAACAGCACGGCCGCCGAGGGCGCGGGUGACGGCAAGGGCGUCGGCGGAUACUUCAUGGACCCGACCAUCCUGACGGACAUGACGCCUGAGAUGCUGCUGAGCCGCGAGGAGACCUUCGCCCCCGUCGCCGGCAUCUUCAAGUUCGAGACCGAGGAAGAGGCCGUGCGCUUGGCCAACAACACCUCCAUGGGUCUGGCCAGCUACGCCUUCACCAAGAACGUCGACCGGUUGUGGCGCAUGUUUGAAAAUCUGGAGGCCGGCAUGAUUGGACUGAACACCGGAAACUCCUCCGCCGCAGAGUCCCCCUUCGGCGGCAUUAAGGAGAGCGGCUACGGUAAGGAAUCCGGCAAGGACGUCGCCGUCAACGAAUACCUCAUUUCCAAGACGGGCACCUUCACCAUUGACGGUCAAUAUUGA